Tauraco erythrolophus (red-crested turaco) is the source of this 1145-nucleotide messenger RNA. Lineage: Eukaryota; Metazoa; Chordata; Aves; Musophagiformes; Musophagidae. The record is from RefSeq and is a predicted model, not a curated record.
ACCACGCGGGAUCCCCAAACCCUGUGUGGUCCCCAAACUAUGUGGGGUCCCCAAACCUUGCACGUUUGUGACUUUCCGGCCGCCCCGUGCAGAUCUCAGGAAGCAGGCGAGGCAGCUGGAGAACGAGCUCGACCUGAAGCUGGUCUCCUUCAGCAAACUCUGCACCAGCUCCAGCAGCGCCCGAGACGGGAGGCGCGACAGCUCUGAUACAACUCCUCUCUUAAAUGGAUCGAGCCAGGACAGAAUGUUUGAAACCAUGGCUGUGGAGAUCGAGCAACUUCUGGGAAAGCUUACUGGAAUAAAUGACAAAAUGGCAGAAUACACAAAUAGUGCAGGAGUCCCGUCCCUGAACGCUGCACUGAUGCAUACGUUACAGCGUCAUAGAGACAUAUUGCAGGAUUACACGCACGAAUUCCACAAAACCAAAGCGAACUUCUUGGCGAUACGAGAAAGGGAGAACCUGCUGGGAUCAGUACGAAAAGAUAUCGAAUCGUACAAAAGUGGGUCUGGAGUGAAUAACAGAAGAACAGAACUAUUCCUGAAGGAGCACGAACACCUUCGAAACUCAGAUCGACUGAUAGAAGAAACAAUAAGCAUUGCCAUGGCAACUAAAGAAAAUAUGACUUCGCAGAGAGGGAUGUUGAAGUCAAUACAAAGCAAGAUGAAUACCUUGGCGAAUCGGUUUCCAGCAGUCAACAGCCUGAUUCAAAGGAUCAACCUUCGGAAACGACGAGAUUCUCUCAUCCUGGGCAGCAUUAUUGGCAUCUGUACCAUCUUACUGCUGCUAUACGCUUUUCAUUGAUGGAUGUUCCCCCAUGGACUCUGCCAGACUCAUCACCACCAUCCCUCCUCCCAGUCAAGGAGAAGUGAGUGGGGGAAGCGACAGACUUCAACCAGCCUGCGCCUUCUGGCUGGGAGUAUCAGCAUGAUGUCUAGAGCUUGUGAUGGUAGACUGCAACACCGGGUUUGGGUUGAAGCUGCAGUGUUUCUCUUCCCCUGCCAUACAUCUUCCUUUGGUUAAAUUUUGUGGGAUUUGUUUGUCUUUAAUUCCCUUUCUCACUGCAAGGUAAGUAAAUACGGGAUGCUUACCAGAACCUGUAGAGCAGUUUCUGUACUUAGCAGUGCUGGGGAGGUCUGUUGGUGGC